AUGCCUGCCCUCGAGGCGAAGGCAGUUCUAGAGGACGAGGAGAAGGAUGGUAUCGGAGCUACCACUGAUAUUGGACUCUUGAUGAACGGCGCAAAGGAAAAUGGCAAGGAAGGCACGACUAUUUUCACCCCAAACACGGUCUCAAGGGUGGAGGCUGUUGACGAUGCGAUGGGUAUGAAGACGGGGGAUCAAACUCGCGAAAAUCGCAAGCGUGCGCCAGUCGAGAACCGCCGCCAGAUCCGCACGAGCUUUAUGGCGCGCAAGUCCAAGCGCCAGCAGCAGCAGCCACCACCGCAGCAGCAAGAGCAGCAGCAGGAGCAAGAGCAAGAGGACCCGACGCCCCCUGCAGCCCCCGCCCGCGCCCUUUCCUCCUCCUCCUCCUCCAGCAGCUCCAGCUCGUCGUCCGACUCGGCCCCCGAAGUCGCCGCGCCGCCAGCCGCCGACCUGCCCGCGCCCGUCGCGCCCAAGCCCGCGUCGCCCUCCAAGCCGACGCCCAAGCCGCCGAGCCCCAAGAAGGAGCCGGCGCCUCUCCCCGUGAGCCCCAAGAAGCUGCCGCCCAGCCCCAAAGCCACGCGCGACGACAUCCUCGAAGCCAUGAACGGAACCAUCCACGUCAAGGUGCUGAGCGCCCGCAACCUGCCCACGAUGGACUUUGGCAAGCGCCAGGACCCCUUCGUGCUGGUGCAGCUGGACGACUCGAGUCCCAAGGUCUGGGCGACCACGGACCCGGCCUUCCAGGGCGGCACCAGUCCCGAGUGGACGGAGCGCUCGAACAACGAGCUGGAGCUCUUCUACGACGCCAGCCAGCACGAGAAGGGCGCCUCGCUCACCUUCGAGGUGUACUCGGACGAGUCCGGGGACGAGCUCAUCGGUACCGGCUCGCUCGACGUCCGCAAGAUCGUGCAGGAGCAGACCACGUACGAGACGGAGUACCCCGUGCGUCUCAAAGCCAACCGCGGCGAGGUGCUGGUGCAGGUGUGGUUCGGCCCGCCUGUGCGCAAGGCCUUCCGCGCAGCUGGCCGCGCCUCCAAGCUGCUGGACGCGCGCGACGCCUUCGUGGGGAUGCUGUGCUCGCUGGCGUCGGGUGCCUGUGGCGCCGUGUCGGGCUACUUCCAGCUGCCCACGGACUUCGCCAAGAAGCACCGCAAGCUGAGCGUGGCUCUGGCUGCGGUCCUGGGCAUCAUGUCCGCUGGGGCGCUCACCAUGUUCCUGGCCAUCGCCGUGCCCACGAUGCUGGUGGCUUUGUUCACGUUCCCGUUCUGGAUCAUGCCGUUCCUGGCCACGUCGUUCUUCACGGCGCCGCUGUGGAUCCCCGUCCUGCUGCUGGUGGGGCUCUUCCUGCUCUUCAUCGCCACGUUCGUGUUCGGAUUGGGGGUCACCUCCCGCCCCGUGCGUCGCAAAGGCGCCUUCAUCUCCAGCAAGAUCAAGCACUCGGACGUCGGCAAGCGGGUGGUCUACGAGAAGUCGCAGUAA
This is a messenger RNA of Phytophthora sojae, 1473 nucleotides long. RefSeq lists its product as hypothetical. The transcript is spliced from 3 exons. The coding region runs from base 1 to 1473 and encodes 490 amino acids. The record is from RefSeq and is a predicted model, not a curated record. Lineage: Eukaryota; Oomycota; Peronosporomycetes; Peronosporales; Peronosporaceae.